This is a messenger RNA of Rangifer tarandus platyrhynchus (Svalbard reindeer), 657 nucleotides long. The record is from the annotation of a GenBank genome assembly. NCBI's taxonomy places the organism in Eukaryota, Metazoa, Chordata, Mammalia, Artiodactyla, Cervidae.
AUGCACGGGGAGCUGAUCGAGUUCAACGAGCGCCUGCACCGGGCCCUGGUGGCCAAGGAAGCCCUCGUCUCCCAGAUGCGGCAGGAGCUCAUCGACCUGCGGGGACCGGUGCCUGGAGAUUUGAGUCAAACUUCUGAAGACCAGAGUUUAUCGGAUUUUGAAAUAUCAAACCGAGCUCUGAUCAACGUCUGGAUCCCAUCAGUGUUUCUCCGGGGCAAAGCUGCCAACGCCUUCCAUGUGUAUCAGGUCUACAUCCGGAUAAAAGACGAUGAGUGGAAUGUCUAUCGGCGGUAUGCAGAGUUCAGGAGUUUGCACCACAAGUUACAGAACAAAUACCCUCAAGUGAGGGCCUUCAACUUCCCGCCCAAGAAGGCCAUUGGAAACAAGGAUGCCAAGUUUGUGGAGGAACGCAGGAAGCAGCUGCAGACCUACCUGCGCAGCGUCAUGAACAAAGUCAUCCAGGCAGUCCCUGAGUUUACCGCCAGCCCCCAGAAGGAGACCCUGACCCAGCUGAUGCCCUUCUUCGUCGACAUCACCCCUGCUGGAGAGGCGCUAACCAAGAACAGCCGGCCCAAAGUGGCUUCCCGCUUCCCCAAGCUAUCCCGAGGUCACCCCAGGGAGACACGCAACGUGGAGCCCCAGAGCGGUGACCUCUGA